This is a messenger RNA of Cordyceps fumosorosea ARSEF 2679, 591 nucleotides long. RefSeq lists its product as hypothetical. The record is from RefSeq and is a predicted model, not a curated record. The coding region runs from base 1 to 591 and encodes 196 amino acids. NCBI's taxonomy places the organism in Eukaryota, Fungi, Ascomycota, Sordariomycetes, Hypocreales, Cordycipitaceae. The transcript is spliced from 2 exons.
AUGGCACCGCAGCACAUCAUCUAUAACUUGCGCAACCAUUUCGAAAACAUUGUUGACAAUCACUAUCUCGAUCCCGGUCGCGCACCCAUCGUCCGGGAAAACAUCGACAUGCUAGCCCUAGCCGGACGAGAAUGCACGGUAUAUGGUGGAUCCGACGUGAUACCCCUCUGCAUGCUCUGGACCAUUGACGUCUGCAGCCGCGGCAUCGCCUUCACCGUGCCCAUACGGCGUUGCUCCUGGUUCAUGUCGACAUCCGGGCUGCCCCUGGUCUGGCGGAUGGCCAUCUUGGCCGUUACGAGCGCCAUGGUCAUCAUCCUCCUCAACGAGAUGUGGUCGCUGUGGGAUCCCUUUGGGCGGGGGGUGAACACAUUCUCCUGGACAUUGGGCAUCGCCUCGGAGAUUGACAACAUGAUCAACGAAUUCUACGAGAGCGAGAACAAGGUGCCCGUCCGCGAGCACAAGUUCAUGGACUCGGGCGAGUACCUCUCCUCCUCGAAUUCCUCCUCGUCAGGGGCGACGCGGACGACGACGACGGGGACCGGAACCGCGCCGAGCGAGGACACGGACGCGCAACAAAGGAGGCGGUGGUAA